This is a messenger RNA of Lathyrus sativus (Indian pea), 1293 nucleotides long. Lineage: Eukaryota; Viridiplantae; Streptophyta; Magnoliopsida; Fabales; Fabaceae. The record is from the annotation of a GenBank genome assembly.
AUGGUAGGGGUCAAAAGUAUUGGUGGGUGUGUUCUACUACUAAGUGUUUGGACAUAUUGGCGUAUACCACUAAUAGCUCCAGAGUCUCCCGCCACUGCACACCAUCCUUAUGCAACAAGAUUUGUUCGAAGAGGCAUGGCUUAUCAAAAUAAUCCUCGCCACUACGUCCGAGGAUUUAGAUUCGCACUAGACAGAUUAAGGGCUAACGAUUUUAUUUGGAGGCCAUACCCAAGCUACCCCGAAUGCGUCCUUCAAGAUAGCCAGAUUUGGAGCGCUACAACAUCAAUUAUCAGUUUCCAUAUCGUUGAAAUGCAUCAGGCUGAUAGGGUAAAAUUGCAGUUUGGAUUUCAACAAGAUAUCCCUCCUCAGCCUAGAUGUCUACGUCAACAACAUGAGACUGAUAUGCCUAAUACAUGGGGAGAUCAUUGGCGCAAUAUAAAUAAAGAAGAAAAUAACGAGUGGAGAAACAGAACAAAUUUGACCCUACGAGGUAACAUGGUUAACGGUAACUGUGUUCAUAGUGCUGAAUAUAUGCAAUGGUUUUUAUCCAUUCCAUUUAUGCACGCUUCUCAAGGUCAGUUCCUAGAGGACCCCCGUCAGUAUGCAACGUCUUCAUCACAACAAAGAUCCUCUUCGCCCAUGCCUCAAGAAAUGCCUCAGGUGAACCCUUCACAAUUUGAAACACAGACAUCUUCAUUCAACCAGCCAACAUUCUUUGCCGCCUCCUCUCAACAACCAACACAACCACAACCCCAACCAUCAUAUCAACGCACUCAUACUACAUUCUUUGCCACCUCCUCUCAACAACCAACACCGUACACCCCAACCCCACAACCAAACUACUACUAUCGACAACAAUAUCAGGAACAAGCCACAUUUCAACCUUCUUUUCAUUUCACUCCGAUCCCUCAGCCUAAUUUUGAUUUCUCUUACCCCCAACCACAACACCAAACAUUUAACCCUUCAAUGUCUCAUCCAAGUUCAUCCGGUCGCACCGACAAUGUUUAUUACCCUCCCAUCCAACAAAACCCUCCAACCACUUUCACCCAACCAUUCCAGUCAGCCCCUAACUUUACCCUAACGGAUGAUCAACUCAUGGAAUGGCCAGGUUUUUCGGUUACUGAUGUGGACAUGCUUGAUACAUCACGUCAACCUGAAAAUGAAGAGUUGACUUCCGACUCUACCCCAUCACCUCCAACAUCACCUCCAAUACGGCAAACUCAAGAGUUAGGCAGGGGGAAACGUGUGAAAAAGAGUACAUUGUGUGGAACUGGCGGUCAUUUGCGUAGAUAA